AUGGAGCUUUCCCGGCCCGCGGGUUCGCAAAUCGUCGCCGCUUCUCGGCCUCACGCUGGUCAGGAUGCUUCAGCCGCACCUGUCAGGGAGCUUGAGAGAACUAUCGCGGGGUUUCAAGCCAUCUUGACCGACGAGGACCGCAAAAAGCUGCAGCAGCUCAAAACGACGUCGCACGACUCGCAAAGCAUCAUCACUUUCACGGCCGAGUUGGAUCUUCUUGACAAGAACAGGCGAGGGAAGAGUGUUGCCUCGAGAUUGGCUUCUUUCUUGCAGACAAUUGAACAGUUUACGCCUAUAGUCGACACCUACAUCCAAUCGAAUCCCGAUAUCGCGGCGCUUAUCUGGGGCUCAAUUAAACUAACAUUUCUGUUCCUCGCCAACUUCGCAUCCUACUUCCAAUCAUUCGUUGAGCUCCUCCACGGAUUCGGUUCACUUUGCACGCGAUUCGCCGAGUACCAAGUCAUUUUCAAUGAAUCCUCGCGUCUGAGGCGAUCCGUUUGCGAGUUUCACACUUCAGUUGUUACUUGCUGCCAGCAGAUUGUGUUGGCAAUUAGGCGACCCUUGAAGAAUCAACUUGUGAAGGCAAUUACUCAAUCCUUUCAGUCUGAGCUUCGAGGCUACGUGGAGGACAUCAGAGCGAAAGCAGAGGAAGUUCAAGGCGAUAUCCAAUUGGCCAAGGCUCAGUGCGACCGUUUGGAACAGCAAUUGCAAACGACAGAGAGGCAAGACGCUAGCAACCAUCGGAAACGGUUGAUGGCUUGGACUUCCAAGGCGACGGGCGAAAUGGAAGCCUUACAGGCGCAGCGAAGGAGAAAUGAAUCAGAGCAGAAACGACGUCGCUUCCUUGAGGAGCUAUCUUCGUUCAACUUCACUUCAGGCUUCAACAGCACACGAAACAAACGCCAUAUUGGUACAGCGAAAUGGGUCUUUGAAACUCCAGAAUUUCAGAAAUGGGUUGGAAUCGAUGGGUCGCCCGUCCUUCACGUCACUGGCAAAAUUGGGUCUGGUAAAACAGUCUUGUCAUCCUCGAUUGUUGAGAAACUGUCACAAGUCAGGCCACCUCAACAGUUUGUGUCUUUCUUUUUUGUCCGAUUCGAUGAUCCGCUGAGCCUUGAUGCGGACACAAUUCUACGGUCUUGCGUUCAACAACUGAUCUCGGCCAUCAAUAUCGAUAGUCUUGACCAACAGAUAGCUUCUGAACUUGACAAAAGCCUUUCUGAGGCCAAGUGGAGUUUAUUCUCUCUCCAAUCACUUUCGAAACUCUAUUUGUCCGCGGCGCAAGCUAUUGAACACUGGUUCAUGGUUGUUGAUGGGCUGGAUGAAUGCAACAAUGAUCAACAGUCAAGAUUGCUGAGAUUCUUCCAAGGACUUCUUUCAGGCAAUAACACGGCCUGCAACAUAAGCAUUCUAAUCUCAUCUCGAGAGACAUGCACAAACGCAAUCAGAAGCACCUUCCCUGGAUCCCAGCGACUGACAACAGGCCUGAAGAGUACCAGUGCAGAUAUUGGCUCAUAUGUUGACGACAUCAUCAUCGAUAAACUAUCGACUGGGGACCUAGUCAUCAGCGACCCCAACUUGUUGAAUGAGAUUCUAGAAACAAUUGCUUCCAAGGAGCAGGGAAUGUUCCUGUGGGCCUUUUUUGCUAUUGAAGAUAUAUGCUCUCGAAAGACUGACCCUGAGAUUCGGCAAGCACUCCAACUUAUCCCCGCUGACCUUCCUGCAACGUUUGACCGUGCCCUUGGCCGCAUUGUCAAAAGGCGUAAUCAAGACGUCGCCAAGAAGGCCUUUAUGUGGGCAAACGCAACAUUGCAACCAUUGACAUUGCCACAACUCCGCGAAGCGCUGUCUAUCAAGCCUGGCCAACACACUCUGCGCCAGGAGGAUCUCCUUAGCGGAAUAGAAAGAUUACCUGCUUGGUGCGAGAACUUGAUUUAUGUGGAGGAAACAGACAACACAGUUCGUUUCAGUCACCAUUCCAUCCAAGAGUAUCUUUUGGCGUCAAAUUCGGGUGAGCAUAGGGCCCUCCACAUUGACCCCGACCACUGUGAUAAGCUUGCUGGCGAGGUCUGCAUUACGUAUGUCAAUCUUGACAACUUCCAAACGGCACUAGCAGAGAGUAAAAGAGAGCCUCUGACUCCAUCGGCUAUGAAGAUCGAUCCACGUGGAAUAGCUGAACAGACGAUACAAUCCGCCAUCCAGGGUGGCGCUGGAACACGUGUUGGUCGCCUCGCUCGCCAAUUUGUCAAGACGUCGAACCCAAACAGGACAUCUACACAGCGCGUCUUUUCCCUGAGUUCUACCAUGUCAGUUACCAGCAAAGCCCAAGGGACCGCAGACUAUCCCUUUCUCGAAUAUGCUUCGACCAACUGGUUCAAGCAUACCAAGUAUGUGAAUAAAAAGGAGACAGCGAUUUGGAGGCUUUGCGGUCAAUUGGUCCAGAAGCGCGCUAGGCACUCGCAAGGCGAGCCUUGGCAUAGUACGGAAUGGAAGAAGGAAGUCAUGAUGGGAUUUCCAAAUCAUGACAACUCAAUAUCAGAACGCUACCGCCGUGCGAUACGGACUAUGCGUACUGACAUAGUAUAUGAGUCGGACAUCAAGCCGCCGGCCGAGCCAAGCUUCCCUCAGCUCUGCCUUGCUUUCAUGUACGCUGAGCUGAACAGCUACCAUGCGCUCGCAUGUCAUUCUUUCCAGUCGUUAGUAGAAAAUCCUUGGAUGAUACCUGCGUUGGAAAAGGACAAUUGCAUUCUAGCAGCCAACAAGAAUUACGAGGUCUGUCGAAAUGGUUGUGCUGGUCUGAUUCAGACACGUGUUAAUCAUGGCCAACUUGUCGCAGAGCUCAGCAAAGCGAUCGCUGGUGGGAUGGAAUCCUUCCCACCACUACCCGAUUACGAGUCGCAUCCCCUAUGUGGCUGCGUAGACCAACCUCCUCAUGAGUUGAAAUUGGAUAUUUGCCAGGUCUUAAAACUUGGCUAUGACCAAACGAUUCAACCGCACUUGCAGGCUUUCGCUAUUGUAGCAAAAGCACUUGGCAACAUGAGAGAUGGAGAUGUUCCUAACAUCCCCCACAUCUUCGAUUUGAGUAAGACAUGCAAGGAAGAGGUUGUUACUUUGCUUGAAGCUAAAAACAUCCAUGGUAUGCUUUUGGUCGAUAUUCUCAUCCAAGGGCUCCUAUCAGCUGAAAAGUUUUACGAACCCUGGGUCUCAGCUGCCGUCGCCAGAUUUGUGGGACAUGACUCGAGUCCCCGACCCAUUCCCCAGAUGCCACAGGCCUAUAUGUCUGUAAGCCAAUCGAUAGAUUAUACCAUCGACCUUCUAGAUGAUUUGUGUGGAGAGCGCCCCCCAGAUAAACGUGCUCUUCGUGAACUUCGUGACUCUAAGAAGGUUAUGGUUCUACAUGGCGAGACUAUCGCAGCAAUAUUUCGAAGACUCGUUAUCCCUAGACUAUGGCCAACUCAUAUGGCAUCAUAUAUAGUUGAGAUGCUUUUCGGGAUCUCCCUGAAUUCUGAUCUUCAACAUAUUGCCCAUGCUCACGAGGACUCAUUCAGGGAAGCUGUGUGGAACAAUAAUUGGGACAUUGCGGCAGCUCUGCUAGAUAUUCAGCCGGCUUCUCUCGAUAUUUUCACUGGCUGGGGCUAUUUCACCUCCAUUAGAGAAGUUGUGCGGUGUCCAAACUGCUGGCGAUGCACACGAAAUAUGGUCGGGCAGCUAACUUCCAGCGAAAAGCAUCGGUACUCUUUUAGAUUAUGUGGGGGUCAUGUCAGCCAUUUCAAAGAGAUCGCUCGUGCGCUUGGAGAUAUAUACAAUGCUGAGAAGGGAACUUUACUGUGCCCAGGACACAAGACAGAUGCGUUGCCUAAACGAGCUCCAAAGUUGGAAGUGCCAUGGUAUUAA
Fusarium musae is the source of this 3891-nucleotide messenger RNA. RefSeq lists its product as uncharacterized. The transcript is spliced from 7 exons. The record is from RefSeq and is a predicted model, not a curated record. Lineage: Eukaryota; Fungi; Ascomycota; Sordariomycetes; Hypocreales; Nectriaceae. Bases 1 to 3891 code for a protein of 1296 amino acids.